This is a messenger RNA of Cylas formicarius (sweet potato weevil), 819 nucleotides long. RefSeq lists its product as uncharacterized. Gene Ontology annotation, molecular function: zinc ion binding; ubiquitin conjugating enzyme binding; ubiquitin protein ligase activity. The transcript has a single exon. Gene Ontology annotation, cellular component: cytoplasm. NCBI's taxonomy places the organism in Eukaryota, Metazoa, Arthropoda, Insecta, Coleoptera, Brentidae. Gene Ontology annotation, biological process: multicellular organism development; proteasome-mediated ubiquitin-dependent protein catabolic process. The coding region runs from base 1 to 819 and encodes 272 amino acids. The record is from RefSeq and is a predicted model, not a curated record.
AUGGCAACCGCGGACCUAAAGGCCGCCGCCGCCGAGAUGGCGUGCGCGUUGUGCGGCGACCGCCUCCGGCCGCCCAUACGCGGCUGCGUCAACGGGCACGCGAUGUGCCCCUAUCAUUUCCACCGCGACGCUCCCUGCGACGCCUGCGGGACGCGCGAACGCGGCGACAGGAUCGUCGCUUUGGACAACGUCUACGCCUUGUUGCCUUUCCGCUGCAAGUUCGCGGACCAAGGUUGCCCGACGGAGACGUGGGGCGCCGGGCUGGCGCGCCACGAAGCCGAGUGCCGGUUCCACGUGACCCUUUGCCCUUUUAGUUUCGAAAGGGACUGCGGCUUUCGCGGCACGGUACUUGCAGCGACGCGCCACUGCUUGGAGGCGCACCCGGACGCCACCUUCGCAGCUAUUGACGACGCCUGCGUUUACUCUCGAUCGGUCCGCGUGCCCCACUUCCUGCAGGACCGGUUAGAGGGCGCCUCCGGCCCGACGCGGACCUACGUGUUCCUCGCGAAGGGUACCAUGUUUAGGGCGGUCUGCGACGUGCACCUCGGCACGUUUUGGUUCGCCGUCGCCGUCGUCGGACGGGUGGACAGCGCGUCGAGGAAAUUCGAGUACGAGAUCGACUUCUACGACGCCCGGAUCGGCCGGACCGCUUUUACCCUGGGGAACGCGUGCCGCGUCCUCCUAGACGACAGGCUACGGUUCGUCGAAGACGCUUACGUCGUUACCGACGAGUUGGUCGCUAUGCGCCACUGCGACUUGUUCGGCGAUUUGCAUCUGCGCGUCAGACUAUUCGAAAUUGUAGACGGCGAACGCCGGUAG